AAAGGGGUCAAAAAGCGGAAAUUUGAAAUGUUUUCCCGCCAUUCAACUAUAAGAACUCUCGGUGGUAAUGCACGUAUGCGCUGUUUACCACCCGCCAUAACACACCACAAGAAGAAAGAAGCUAGCAGCUGAACAUUCACUUGGAGACAUUAUUACAAAGACACUUGUAAAACCUCAAGAGCGAAGAAGUCCCCGUUCUACUAGUACGACUGUUCUUGACGCAAGCCAAGUGCCAACAACAACAUGACGGCUUUGAAAAAGAGUUUUGGAGCAAAUAUUUUGAAGCUCCAGGAGAGAGACCAGAAUAUCAGAAACACACCUUCCCCUGAUUCACAAAUCCCCAAAAAGAAAGAGGAUCUGCAUUCAACCCAUUCUUUUGAGUGGAGCUACAUUACCAAGAAACUCACAAGAACAACCUGCAGUGAAGCUGGAACUAUUGAGAAUUCACUGAAAAACAGUGGUAGCUUUAAAGCAAUUGCCGAAAAAAACAAAGACAAAGAGCUUGUUAUUGUUCAAGGUAGAAGAGGGAUUUGUUCCCACUCUCCAUGUUCUUUAUUGGAAAGGGGACCUAUAACUUUGAAAUACAUAAAAGCAUCAGACAACCCGAAUAAAGCAGCUAGUUCUCGUGUCAGAAUUUUCAGAGGGAAAAGAUCUGGUGAUCUAGUACGAUUUCAUGUUCUUGCAAGAGGAGGUAAAAAUAUAGUUAAAAUCCUGCACAACCCUGCACUGAAAGCAAAGGUGGAUGAAAUUACUGUCUGGGGUUACAAAGGGGAAAAGGUGAAGCACGCUCUGAAGAAAGAUGGCCGUUUUUGCCAUUACAUAUUCAAGAAGAACUUUGUUCUGUCCUGCACAACUACUGGAGUUCAAACCGAGCUGUCAAAUCUUGUUGAUGAUCUUGAUGACAAAACUUUCCAGGUGGUUCUGGUCAACAAGUCAGAACCACCUGAGGGCGAUAGUCAGUCCAGCAGUCUUGAUGAUGCUUACCAAGCGUCCAGUGACUACCAGAGUCCCGUCUCAGAUGACAACGGACAAAAGGGGAACCUUAAAAAUGAGAUGGUGGAGCAGGAUGCUUCAUCCAAACCAAUGCAGGAUCAUUUGCGCUCACAGAUUGAAGAUUAUGUGAAGGGCAUGAAAACCAAAUCUGAGCUUUCAUCUGUCCCAGAUCUACUCCAUCAGGAGUUUAGUCGGAAUGCUCUGAUGUGCCAGGAGGUGAAAACAAUGAAAAAACUGAUGCGUCUUAGCGAUUCAGUCUGUCAAGUGAGAAUAAAUGGGGGGGCGGUAGGAAGUGGCUUUCUUUGGUUUAGAAGCUUUGUUUUAACAAACGGCCAUGUCAUAAAAGACAUUUACAACUCAAACUGUGGCCAGCUUCAGGAAAAGGUUUCUGUUCAUUUCUCAUAUGAAAGUCUGGACCAAGCCGAUGUGGGGUUGGAAGUGAAAGAUGUGGUUUGUUUUGAAUACAAGCCUGAAAUACGGGACUGGGCUUUGUUGAGGCUAGACUCCGAUCAGACACUGCCUCCUGGUCUUUUAGAGCACUUUGGUUUCCUUCCACAUGGUGGUGGAAUCAGCAUUAUCGGGCAUCCUCAGGGAGGUGUGAAAAAGAUCGACCCCUGUUUGAUUGUUCCACACAGCCAGGUUGUUGAUAGGGUUCCCCUGAUAACCAAGUAUUUCUUUGCUGAUAAACUUUUGAAAUACGAAUCUAGUUUUUUCGAAGGCUCCUCUGGCUCUCCUGUUUUUGACAACCACUGCAAUGUGGUUGCAAUGCAUUCAGGAGGAUUCACCUACGACAAAGAAGGGAUGGAAAGACGGGCUGUUGUUGAAUAUGCCCAACCUCUGCAUUUCAUUUUGGAAGAUUUUAUUAUCCAAAUGGUGGAGGGAAAAAAGUUUGACGUUUUGAGAGAAUAUCUUGAUUGCAGCUACACUCGAGGCACCGCCGUCAAAGACGGUGUCAAAAAAAUAGUUGAGAGCAGAAAUAACCAACGGUUCAAAGAAGCUGCAAGGAGCUGUGUGGAUGACAAAGUUGUACAAACAUUCCUUGAGUUUUUCUGCCAAACUGAGGAACCUGUCCCAAUGGAGGUUGUUUAGGUCUCAUCAUCUCAUUUUAUAGUUAUCCUGGGCUUGACUGCAGUAAAACAAAGAAAUUCCAGCAGUGAAAAGCAAAAAUUAAACGAAAGCUUUAAACUCAGCUUUAAUAAAAGUUAAAGCUUUAAUUUCUGCACUUAUUGUUUACUUUAUUGUUGCUCCAAGCAAUUCACAUGCACCUGUUUAAUAUAAUUAUGUGAUUUUUCUGUCCCAGAAACAUUUUUAACCAUCACUCUCCAGUUCAGAGAAAAAAUAAUGCUGGAAAAAAUCUGUUCACUCUUGUAUAUUUUACUUGUAUGGAUGUCCAAUUCUUACAUUUCAGUCUUGACUCAUUCCUGUAUCAAGUUCUUGAAAAGAAAUGCCAACAAAAGGUUUCCUUUUUUUGGUUGUUUUAUUAUGUUUUGGGAUUUAUUUGUUUUUUCAAAUAUAGAUUACUCAUUACUCAGUGCAGUAGCAUAAAAUUCAUUGUACUUUUUCUGUUUUUGUUUUUAAAAAGCAAAAAGUGUUCAAUACUGUGUGCUUCAAAUCAUGACUAAUGAAACUGUAUUAAAAUCUGAUAAAAGUGA
Messenger RNA from Oryzias latipes (Japanese medaka), 2645 nucleotides. RefSeq names its product serine protease FAM111A. Gene Ontology annotation, cellular component: nucleus; chromatin. NCBI's taxonomy places the organism in Eukaryota, Metazoa, Chordata, Actinopteri, Beloniformes, Adrianichthyidae. The record is from RefSeq and is a predicted model, not a curated record. Gene Ontology annotation, biological process: DNA replication.